CGUCAAACAAAGAAGACAUACAGAGCUCUGCUUGUCUCCGUUCUCACAAAGAGAGAGAGAGAGAGAGAGAGAGAGAGAGAGAGAGAGAGAGAGAGAGAGAGAGAGAGACAGAGAGAGAGAGAGAGAGAGCUCAGAGCUGUGCUGGUGAGGUGUUUGCGACGUGGCCAUGGCUGCUGUACGGUUUGCUGUCGUGAUGCUACUUCUCUUUGCCUGCUCGGUCAGCUUCAAUGACCUACAAUGUGCUCGAGGCCAAGAAGAGGACACUUAUCCUACGCCUACGUUCCCUGGGUAUUGCUCCACAGCUGUUCCAAGGCUUCCUUGGGCAAGUUUACAAGAGGUGGGGGGCUGUUCUUUCUGUGCAUGUUUGCGUUGUUCCAAUCCGGAAUCAUCCGUCUCCAAUGAGCAGAGUGAGAUUCUUUGAGGAAUGACGUGUCGAUUCAUUGAAAUGGACGUGCCAACAACAAGUUAAUUGAAGCCUUUUUUUUUCUUCUGGAGUUGAAGGUGAAGAGUCAGUGCGUACAAGUAGCCCAUUGAAAUUCUGUGUUUUUUGGCCGUUGAUCUGUAAAAUCUACAGAUCUACAGCCGGCCAGAGGGGUCCGGACGCCUAGCAGARUCAAGCAGAUUGUCAUAUUUUCAGUCACAAAUCACUGACGACUUUUGUCGACGGAUUGAAUGAGCAGUGACGGCAACAAAAAGUUUCGUUGAAA
Molecule: messenger RNA, 707 nt
Organism: Chara braunii
Lineage: Eukaryota; Viridiplantae; Streptophyta; Charophyceae; Charales; Characeae
Source: the annotation of a GenBank genome assembly